AUGGUUGUGAAAUUAUUAAAACGUAUCUUUUCUCUAAAAAACGAGGACAAUAAGACAUCAAGUCUAACCGGUGAUUUGAAAACCCUGUACGACAAUGCCACCUUCUCUGAUGUGAAGCUUGAAACACCUAGGAAAACCUUCCGAGCUCACAAAGCCAUUUUAAGUGCCCGAUCUGAUGUGUUUAAGAACAUGUUCAGUAGAAACAUGAAAGAGAAAAACAGUGGACACGUCAUCAUAACAGAUUUGGACGAUGAGACAGUGCACCAAUUGUUGACGUUCAUAUAUACUGAUUCCCUAGGAGAUCUGACAAAGGAAAGUGCUUUUAAAGUCUAUAAGGCAGCGCAUAAAUAUCACAUCCCGCAUCUAAAGCAGACCUGCUCUUCCUUUUUGAUAGACAACUUGCGUCCAGACGCCGUUUGUGAUGUCAUAUUAUUGGCUUACAAGCAUCAAGACAUAAAUCUGAAGAUUCAUUUGCAAUCUUAUAUAUUGCGACACGACAAAGAAGUUUUUUCUACUCCGAAAUGGAAGCAAUUUAUGGUUAAUAAUCCUCAACUAGCGGCUGAAGUGAUGUAUCAAACAGUUUCUCAGAGUAGAAUAUAA
Molecule: messenger RNA, 600 nt
Organism: Argiope bruennichi
Lineage: Eukaryota; Metazoa; Arthropoda; Arachnida; Araneae; Araneidae
Product: speckle-type POZ protein-like
Exons: 1
Coding region: 1-600 (199 amino acids)
Biological process (GO): proteasome-mediated ubiquitin-dependent protein catabolic process; regulation of proteolysis
Cellular component (GO): cytoplasm
Molecular function (GO): ubiquitin protein ligase binding
Source: RefSeq, a predicted model, not a curated record